Molecule: messenger RNA, 675 nt
Organism: Pelobates cultripes (western spadefoot toad)
Lineage: Eukaryota; Metazoa; Chordata; Amphibia; Anura; Pelobatidae
Source: the annotation of a GenBank genome assembly
AUGGACAUAGAAAAAUCCAUGCAAAUUGGAACACUAAAUACCAUGCUCACAGUAAAUGAAAAGGCCAGAAGGAGAGCCAAAUGCCUUUGCUUCUGUUGUGGCAAGGGAGGCCACUACAUCAGCUAUUGUCCUGUACGUCCUACUCACCCUAAACAUGGCCAUGUGGAUACUCUGUGUCACCAUCCAACAAGUCCUCCAUUGCACCUUUAUUGUUUUACUCUGCAUGCUACCAGACCAAAAAGACCACCUAACCAGACCAAUGGCACCAUAGUGGUCCCAACUACUGUUCCGGAGUCUCAAAAGGAGGCUGUCUCCCCUAAGGUUUCCUGCUCCAACACAGAGACUCUGUCCCCAGACCGUGUAAUUGCCUCCAUUGGAACCGUGGUCCGCAGAAAAGAUCUAGAGGCUUUUGCAAGGGCUCUUAAGGCCAGAGCCGCAUCCCUUCAGAUGGUUUCUGCUCCUUGCCUCUCUGCCUCCACUGCCAUUUCCAAGAAUGUGGACAACUUGCAAAAUGUUCCAACACUCUCGGAUCCUGAUGGUUCAGAUGUCUACACAGACCUGAAGUCCCUGUCUGAGUCUAAACUGGAUCCCCUUUACAAUGAACAGUCCAGGGAUUCUAAAGCACCAAACUCUUCAGAGCCUCUCACUAUCAAAGCUGGUCUUAUAAAUAAGUAA